AUGCCCAGGAACCAGGGGAUGAUGCAGUGGCCCGGUGACAGGUCCGGGAGGAGACCCUCAAAGAAGCGGGCUCCCAGAGCCGAGGGUGCCGCGGGCAGGCGCGGAGCCCAGCCUGGCCAGAAGGAACGGGCCGGGGGCAGCCCAGGGCCGGGGUCCCCCCGGAGGAAGCAGGCAGAGCGCAGGAGACACCGAGAAGAGCUGGGGGAACGGGGGCGGAGCUCCACAGAGAGGACCUGCACCGAGAGGAGGAAGAAGGAUGGGAGGACUUCCCUCAAGGAGCAGAGAGCACCCUCAAAGAAGGGAAAGGAGGUGCCGAGGAAGGAGGAGACGUGGAAGCAGCUGAAGAAGCACAGAUCGCCCUCCUUGGCCUCCAGUGCCUCUGUCGGGGAGUCUCUGUCAGAGGAGGAACUGGCCCGAAUCCUGGAGCAGCUGGAAGACAAGAAGAAGCUCAUUGCCACCGUGCGGAGCAAGCCCUGGCCCAUGGCAAAGAAGCUGACUGAGCUCAGAGAGGCCCAAGAAUUUGUGGAGAAGUAUGAAGGAGCCUUAGGAAAGGGGAAAGGCAAGCGACUCUACGCCUACAGGAUGCUGAUGGCUAAGAAGUGGGUCAAGUUUAAGAGAGACUUUGAUAAUUUCAAGACUCAGUGUAUACCCUGGGAAAUGAAGAUCAAGGACAUUGAAAGUCACUUUGGUUCCUCAGUGGCAUCGUAUUUCAUCUUUCUCCGAUGGAUGUAUGGAGUUAACCUCGUCCUUUUUGGCUUAAUUUUUGGCUUAGUUAUAAUCCCAGAGGUACUAAUGGGCGUGCCCUAUGGAAGUAUUCCCAGAAAGACAGUGCCUCGGGCUGAGGAAGAAAAAGCCAUGGAUUUUUCGGUCCUUUGGGACUUUGAGGGCUACAUCAAGUAUUCUGCUCUCUUCUAUGGCUACUACAACAACCAGAGGACUAUCGGGUGGCUGAGGUACAGGUUGCCCAUGGCUUACUUUAUGGUGGGGGUCAGCGUGUUCGGCUAUAGCCUGAUGAUUGUCAUUAGAUCGAUGGCCAGCAAUACCCAGGGCAGCGCAAGCGAGGGGGAGAGCGCUAACUUCACCUUCAGCUUCAAGAUGUUCACCAGCUGGGAUUACCUGAUCGGGAAUUCAGAGACAGCCGACAACAAGUAUGCCUCCAUCACCACCAGCUUCAAGGAAUCGAUAGUGGAUGAACAAGAGAGUAACAAAGAAGAAAAUAUCCAUCUGACAAGAUUUCUCCGGGUCCUGGCCAACUUUCUCAUCAUCUGCUGUUUGUGUGGAAGUGGAUACCUCAUUUAUUUUGUGGUGAAGCGAUCGCAGGAAUUCUCCAAAAUGCAGAAUGUCAGCUGGUAUGAAAGAAAUGAGGUAGAAAUUGUGAUGUCCCUGCUUGGUAUGUUUUGUCCCCCUUUGUUUGAAACCAUCGCUGCCCUGGAGAAUUACCACCCACGCGUUGGACUGAAGUGGCAGCUCGGACGCAUCUUUGCACUCUUCCUGGGGAACCUCUACACAUUUCUCCUGGCCCUGAUGGAUGAUGUUCACCUCAAGCUUUCUAAUGAAGAGAAAACAAAGAACCUCACUCACUGGACUCUGUUUAACUAUUACAACUCCUCGGGUUGGAAUGAGAGUGUCCCCCGGCCACCCCUGCACCCUGCAGAUGUGCCCCGGGGUUCUUGCUGGGAGACAGCUGUGGGCAUUGAAUUCAUGAGGCUGACGGUGUCUGACAUGCUGGUAACCUACAUCACCAUCCUGCUGGGGGACUUCGUGCGAGCUUGCUUCGUCCGGUUCAUGAACUACUGCUGGUGCUGGGACCUGGAGGCUGGGUUUCCCUCUUACGCUGAGUUCGAUAUCAGUGGAAAUGUACUCGGUUUGAUCUUCAAUCAAGGAAUGAUCUGGAUGGGCUCCUUCUAUGCCCCGGGCCUGGUAGGCGUCAACGUGCUACGUCUGCUGACCUCCAUGUACUUCCAGUGCUGGGCGGUGAUGAGCAGCAACGUCCCCCACGAGCGCGUGUUCAAAGCCUCCCGAUCCAACAACUUCUACAUGGGCCUCCUGCUGCUGGUGCUCUUCCUCAGCCUCCUGCCCGUGGCCUACGCCAUCAUGUCCCUCCCGCCCUCCUUUGAUUGCGGGCCGUUCAGUGGGAAAAACAGAAUGUAUGACGUCAUCCAAGAGACGAUUGAAAAUGAUUUUCCAACCUUCCUGGGCAAGAUCUUUGCUUUCCUCGCCAACCCUGGCCUGAUCAUCCCAGCCAUCCUGCUGAUGUUCCUGGCCAUCUACUACCUGAACUCGGUUUCCAAAAGCCUUUCCCGAGCGAAUGCCCAGCUGAGAAAGAAAAUCCAAGCGCUCCGUGAAGUUGAGAAGAGCCACAAAUCUGUCAAAGGCAGGACCACAGCCAGAGAUUCAGAGGACACAGCUAAAGGCAACUCCAAAAAUGCCACCCAGCUCCAGCUCACCAAAGAAGGGACCACGCCUCACUCUGCCGGCCAAAGUCAGACCGCAGGCAAGAAGGCCCAGGAUCCUGGGAUCUCCAGUUCUGCCGGCAGGAUCACGCUGCCUGUCUCCCAGCACCUCCCCGGAUCUUGGCCUCCUGGUGUCAGACCAGAGUCUGGCCAACCUCGGCCUCAGACCCAUCCUUGGAGGUCAGCCUCUGGAAAGAGCGCUCCCAGACCUCCCCACUGAUAGCGGGGAUACACAAGCACCAUUCUGGGGCUGAUCCUUGGGCCCCGCCAGCUCACACACCCAAAACGAUAUUCUCUCUUCCUCUCUCUCUCUCUCUUUCACGCGCACACACACACACACACACACACGAUACCCACGCACGCACGUUCUCUCUCCUCUCAUUGAAUGUGGGAAUUUCAAUUACUUAGUCUCAGGCACUUGUUGGCCACCACAACUGGAGGACAAUGGCUUCAUCCACUCUUAGGGGGAGCUGAGCCUCCCGACUCCCCCUAAACUGCCCUUCCUAGUAUCUUGGUUCAGGCAGCCUGGACCUUGAACUCACCAUGGUUCUCUCGGCUCCAGACUUUGGGAGGAGGGACCAGGGCCAUGAUCAUCACCAUAGACUUUGUCAUGGCACCCAUGUUGGGACCCUGGUUUCUGCUAGCCUUACUAACUGGGAGGAGGGGCCCACAUUCUUAACUGUCAGCCCUAUCCAA
Herpailurus yagouaroundi (jaguarundi) is the source of this 3149-nucleotide messenger RNA. It is a transcript of the gene TMC2, whose product is annotated as transmembrane channel like 2. NCBI's taxonomy places the organism in Eukaryota, Metazoa, Chordata, Mammalia, Carnivora, Felidae. Gene Ontology annotation, molecular function: mechanosensitive monoatomic ion channel activity; voltage-gated calcium channel activity. The transcript has 19 exons. The coding region runs from base 1 to 2673 and encodes 890 amino acids. Gene Ontology annotation, cellular component: plasma membrane. Gene Ontology annotation, biological process: detection of mechanical stimulus involved in sensory perception of sound; vestibular reflex. The record is from RefSeq and is a predicted model, not a curated record.